CUGGGGCCGGCCCCGUCGCGCCUUUCUUUUCUUUCUUUUUUUCUGUCUGUCUUUUUCUACCGCUCGGAGGUUGGGGCGAAGUCCCGCAGCCUGCCGGAACCGGGUUGGGCUGCCAGCGCGCCUCUGCGCCGCGGCCCUGAGCUUUGCUUUAGCGGUUCUGUCUAAGGGUAUGCUGUGAGCAGGGUAAAAGGCGGCGGUCAGAAGCUUGCCCUGCAGGGCUUAGGAGCGACCUGGGGUUUUGUUUGUGUAAUGUUUUAGCAGUUCAGGGAAUAAAAUGAAAACAACUUUUUUUCUUCAGAAAUGCGUAUGAGCUAUAUAUCCUCAGCAGAGAAAUAUUUGCGAAAAGCAACAACAACAAAAAAGACAGUUGAAAGUUACCAUUUUUGCAAUUGAGGAAUAGAUGUAGUGAUUUGGAAAGGGCUUAAGAUUUGUGCUAGCUCAUCACCUUUCUCAUGAUUUCUUGAAAAAUUCAUGUUAAAAAUUAGUUUUGGGUGAGGAAGCUUCAUAUAUAGUCCUGGUUAUACCUUAAGGGCAACACUGCAAAAUUGUAUUUUCUCUGGCCUCUUCCUUGUGGCAAAUCGUUGUAUAGUUUUGCUAGACUAUGUUGCUUGAAAGUUUCCAUUGAGGAGUUGUUAUUUUUUUGAAAGGGCUGUUAACAUUAUUAUUUAUAUGCGUUCUCCACAUAUGUGACUGCUAUGUAAGAUAGUAUAAGUACCAUCUCAAAGUCUUCAAUAUAAAGAUACUUGCAAUGAAUGUAAAUCUGCAGUACUGAGAGUGGAUGGUAAAGCAACAUCAUUGUCAUAAAUAGCGAGAAUUAAUGGAGAGCCAUAGAAGUGUUAACACUUGUGUAAUCACUGGAACGCACAGAAACAUUUUUAUGCAAGUCGAUUGUGGAUGCUGGUUUUGAGGAUUCUGAUAUAUAAAAAAGUUGUUGAGAAACUUGUUUGAUUCACUAGCUGUUUGGACAGAAACAAAGAUUUUUUUCUUGUUUGUUGCAAUGUAUUGCAUCUAUUAACUAAGAUGGGUAGUUGAAUUUUGUAUAUAUUUAUAUAUAUAUAAGAAGAAUCUAUAGUUCUCUCCAACUCGUUCAUGUAGUUAAGUGACUUCACCUUGAAAGGUGGUUGUGUUUUCUAUAACGGACUCAGAAUGAACUUCUUUCUCUACUCUGACAGCAGAAAGUGAAGAGACAUGUCUGAGCAAAGCUUGUUGGCAGUGGUGCUGUGGUGUACUCACAUAACCAUGCACUCUCAUACUUUCAGUUGGGGACUGUCCCUUUCAUUCCAGCAGUAGCUCUUUUUUUCCCCUGUAGAAUAUAGAUUGACUCAAAUAGACAUUAGAAACUAAAAAUCCAAGAGUAGACAUUCUUUCAGGUUACUUUACAGAUUCAUCCUUGUCCAAGAGAAUAUGUAUUUUUAAUGAUUAAGUCUAGCAAACAUUUUCCAACCAGAACUUUGAGGUUCGAUGGCUAGAUGUUUGCCUUUCCAGCUUUUCAUGUAAAACUUCCUCUGUUCUAGCUAAUAUAUUUUUGCAUCUGCCACAUCCUCCUAAUGUCACCUUUUCCCUAUGGUGUUACCAUCUUAUGUUCCUUUUAGACAGAUGCAUUGAAAUUAUGAAUACCUGAAAUGUAUUAACUCUUCUUUCUAAUGUUGUGAUCCUCCUUUUUAUGUAAAACUAGUCUUUUGUUAAGGCCAUGUCUUCAAUAGCAAGUGGCGUGGUGCAGUAGGAGCAGAUUUCUAGAAGAAAAGACUGAGGGCCUGAAGUUCAUCCUAUAUACGUUUUAAGAGGUUUUACUUUGGAGUAGCUCUAGUUUGGUCCUGUGGAUAGAAUCUCUGUUAGCAACUGGAAUGCACCAGUUGUGCUCCAAAAGCUCAUCGUUCGGUUUAGGUUAGUUUGAAAGGAAUCAGAUUUGCACACUUCAAGACCAGUCCUUGAUGCAAACCAAUACCAUGGAAUUAAAGAGAGAAAGCAAUGCAUCUGUGGGAGAAAACCAUGGUUCAGAUGGCCCAGCUCUAUUGAUGGAUUAAUUCCUAUGCCAAGGUGACUUCAACUAGCUAGUGUGUUUCAGAAGGAGAUCUUCAGUUCUUGUUUUCAGGUGCUAUGGACGACACAGAAAAAGUGGAUAACAACUCUUGUAAUGAUGGGGUUCUACUCAGAAUGGGCCUCAAUGAUAACAAAGCUGGAAUGCAAGGUUUGGAUAAAGAGAAAAUCAAUAAAAUCAUCAUGGAGGCUACCAAGGGUUCCAGAUUUUAUGAAAACGAACUUAAAAAAGAUAAGCAAGUUAACCAACGAAUUGAAAAAAUGAUGCAGCUAAAAGAGAAGAUUACGAGCCAACAGCUCUUGAAAGCACAGCUGCAGGUGGACAAACUUGUGAUGGAACUGGAACAGAGCCGUAACCUUAGCUGUACUAUUGUACACAUUGACAUGGAUGCCUUCUAUGCAGCUGUAGAAAUGCGAGACAAUCCAGAGCUAAAGGAAAAACCUAUAGCAGUGGGAUCAAUGAGUAUGUUGUCCACCUCAAAUUACCAUGCUAGGAGAUUUGGUGUACGUGCAGCCAUGCCUGGGUUUAUUGCUAAGAAGCUAUGCCCACAUCUAACUAUAGUGCCAUUAAACUUUGAAAAAUAUGGCAAAGUGAGUAAAGAGGUUAGAGAAAUUUUGGCUGAAUAUGAUCCCAAUUUUAUGCCUAUGGGCCUAGAUGAAGCCUAUCUGAAUAUAACAGAGUACUUGGAGGAAAGACUGAACUGGCCUGAAGAUAAUAGAAGGUACUUCUUCAACACAGAAAGCACUACAGAAAAUGGUAAACAGGAUAUAAAUAUGUCUGCCAAAUUCAGUUUAAACGAAGAUGCAUUCUCUUCUUCACCACUACUGUUUGAAGACAACACAUCUCUGACAGAUGACCACCCUGAACAAAGAGGUCCGUCAGCGGUGAAUUCGGUUGUCUUUGGAAAUUCUGCAGAGGAAGUCGUGAAGGAAAUUCGCUUUAGGAUUGAACAGAAAACUAGACUGACUGCUAGUGCAGGAAUAGCUCCAAAUACAAUGUUAGCAAAGAUGUGCAGUGAUCAUAAUAAACCUAAUGGGCAAUACAGAAUUACACCUGAGAGACAAGCCGUGCUAGACUUCGUGAAAGAUUUGCCCAUUAGGAAGGUGCCAGGUAUAGGAAAAGUAACAGAGAAGAUGUUAAAAGCCCUUGGAAUUGUGACUUGCUCAGAACUUUACCAGCAGAGGGCACUGCUUUCUCUUCUUUUUUCUGAAACAUCUUGGCAUAAUUUCUUGGGUGUCUCACUUGGUUUGGGCUCAACACAUUUGGAAAAGGAUGGAGAAAGAAAAAGUAUGAGCACUGAAAGAACAUUCAGUGAAAUUAACAUAGCAGAAGAUCAGUACAGCUUGUGUCGAGAACUUUGUAGAGACCUGGCUCAAGAGUUACAGAAAGAGGGACUUAAGGGUAAAACUGUUACCCUGAAGCUGAAGAAUGUGAAUUUUGAAGUAAAAACAAGAGCUUCAACUGUGCCAUCUUCUGUUUCUACUGAGGAGGAAAUAUUUGCUGUCGCUAAAGACUUGUUAGGAACAGAAAUUGAUACUGUUUCUCCUCAUCCUUUACGGAUAAGACUUAUGGGUGUACGAGUAUCGGGAUUUCUAAGUGAAGAAGAGAAGAAAUACCAACAAAAAAGCAUUAAAAGUUUUCUAAAAUCAGGAAAAGAUAUCAGUUUUCUUAAGCUUGGGCCAGGGAAAUCCAACCAAGAAUACUGCACAGAAAAUUCAGAAGCAACUCCCAGAGGGAGUUUUUUUGAUAAAAAGCGAGCUGCAAGGCAACAAAACAGUGAGGAUCUUCUUCUAAAUGAAACAGUAGAUAAGCAGCUCUUUUGUGAUAGGAAAUCAUCCACAAAUUUUGUGGAAGAAACGGACGAAGUCACAGCCAUACAGAAUUCUACUGUGUGUAAGAUCUUCACCUGCCCUGUUUGUUUUGAGGAGCAAAGAAGCAGUAAUUUGGAAGAGCUUAACAGACAUAUUGAUGAGUGUCUUGCUGGGGGUCUUGUUAAAGAUACUGUAGAAAUAUCAAAGAAUGAGAAUUCAAAAGAAAAUACAUUUAACUUUUUUCCAUACUGUAAAAAUGAAAAUGUUGAGGUAUGUCAGAACAAUAAAACAGAUCAGUUGGCAGGUACAUGCCAGUCAGCAAGUACAUCUGGCAACUCUGCUAGCAAUAGCACAGAAAAAUUAUCUCAGAUAGUAGUUGAUAAACCUCGUGAAGAAAGACAGCCUAGCCAGCUCAGUGUUAUGGCUAGAAAUGUGUGUAUAAAACAGUGUCUUCUUCCCAAAAGAAUUCCUCUGGAGAGUACAGACCAUCCUGAAAAGACUGAGAAUACAGAAGAAACUAGUUCAUCCUGUUUCUUUGAAGCCAAAGAAGACAAUGUUCUUGUUUGUCCAGUUUGUAAUUUAGAGCAGAAAACCACUAGUCUUAUGUCAUUUAAUAGACAUGUGGAUAUCUGCUUAAAUAAAGGCAUUAUCCAGGAGCUGACAGAAAAAAAUGAUUGUCCUACUAAGACUUACGAUACAGAAGAUUCAAACAGAGUUGGAAGUUUAAGUAGAGGACAACAGUGUACAAAUCCAUCACAAGGAGCAAAAAGGUCUGGACUUGCAACUUCACAGUCAGUAUCAAAAAAGGCCAAGUCAAGCAAUUCCAAGCAUACAAUUGAAAUGUUUUUUAAAUGACUAUAUAGCAAUGUAUGAAGUAUUUCAUAAUGUUUCAUGACUGCAAAUUAACUUAGCAUCAGUGGUAGGCUUGAGUCAGAUGACUGUCUCUUCGAAGUCAUUGCACGAUUGUAUAAAAAGAUGAUGAUUGAGGUAGAAGACAACUGAGGUCAUCUAAUUUUUUUGAGAAUAAUACAAUUUUCUCAGUUGUUUCUGAGAAAAUUUGCUAGCACUUAGUUUUUGUUUGUUUACAUUGAAAAUGUGAAACUCCUUUGUUGGAGUCACCAGCAGUCUCAUGGGUUGUCUCUGGUGUUCGACAGACAGAGCAGGGAGGUUAGAGCUGCCUCUGAGCAAGCUGGCAGGGCAACUGCCUGAGCAAGCAGGCAUCGUUAGCUAGGGUGCCAGGCUGGGCUCACGUGAGGGCCCUCAUCGCAGACCCGUGCUAGCAUCUCUGCCAGGCCUGGUGCUGUGUUGCAUGUGACAGAUGUACUGACUCUGGCUUGUGCUUUCUCUGGCAAUUCAGCACCAAACCGAAUUGUGGUAUCAGCUGUGUUAUAGUAAAGGAGAGGUGGGUUUCCUGAUUUCAGUUCUUAUGAACAUUUGUUACCUCAGUUGAGACAAAAAUGGUCGGCCUUGCAGUUUCAGAGGAAAAAAGCAAGAAUUCAGAGCUCAGGCAAGUUUCCGCUGUAGUCCCUGGAAAUUAUUUCAAUUAGAGGUGAUGCGCCAACCCUGACAGGCUCAGUCUUAUGAGAUACAAAAUGAUUUCAGGGAUUUAAAAAAAAUGUAAUAAACCUGUUGAUGAGAAAAUGAUGCCUCUACGUUAGUCAGAUGUACACUGUUUGAUCCUUGGCCUUUCAAAAGAGACAGAGAACUUUGGGUUUCUUUGGAACUGUCAAGUCGAUACCUUUCAGUGGCAGUAAAUUCACUCUAGAAAGUCUUAUAGUGUACUAAUAAUAUGAAUGACAUGUAAAUAUUCAUGAUGCUGAAAUGAAGCAACUUUCUUAUUAUUACUCAUAUUUCUCUUUGAAAAGUGUUUUGUAUUUUUUAAUAAACUCUAUUUUAUAAGUACGUGUGUGGAAGGGGAAAGCUGUGAAGUGCAAAUAUUUAAACUAUUCUGUUAAGAUAUUUUCCUCUUCACACCAGAUUGCUUAUUUGUAGAUAUUUUAUUAUAAUUAAAUAAUAUUUAUCAAGCAAAUAAUUUAUGAUGGUAGCAUACUUCUUAAAGUUAUACAAACAAUGACGAGCCCUUGACAAAAUAUGAAGUGAUUUUUAAAUUGCAUAGUCUUUAAGGAAAUGGUGGUGAUAAAAGCAUCUGUUUUGUUGCUUAACUGUAUUGGGAUUACUCUGUGUUUUUGAUUUUUCUGUUUUUUGGGGGUUUUUCUUUUUUCCCUUUCCAAACAAAUAUGUACGUGAUCUGUUCUGGAUGCUCUGGUUAGGUCCAGAAUCUGCUUCUUCACUUCCCAAUUUGCUGGAAUGAUUUAAAAAUUCACCGUCUCUACCUCCUCAUCUCUACUCAUUUGCCAGAAGCCGCUAUGCCCACAGCUCUGUCAUUUGAAUUCAUGUCAGUGCUCCCUAAUCUGCUUUGGACCAAAUCAGCUGGACUGGUUCAGGCUGCUGUGUAAGCUAGCUCAGUUGACUUUGUCUAAAGCAGGUCAGUGAGCAUUCAGCAUGUGCUGUCCUGCUGAUGGAGCUGGGGGAUGGCAACUUUUGGUUGGAGAGACAUAAAAGCAACUGGGGGAGCAAUAGCUUAAGUUGCCACUGCUGUUUAGAAAGUGAACAUCUGUCCCAUAAUUAGCCUACAUCUGUCUGUAUGCUGUCUCUUAAGUCAUUAUUUGACUGUUACACUAGAUGCUGGGCUGUACCUCACUGUCACAUGAUAACGUCUGAUUCAUUAAACAUGUAAAAUGUGAUUAUUA
Dromaius novaehollandiae (emu) is the source of this 6599-nucleotide messenger RNA. RefSeq names its product DNA polymerase kappa-like. The transcript is spliced from 17 exons. Lineage: Eukaryota; Metazoa; Chordata; Aves; Casuariiformes; Dromaiidae. Gene Ontology annotation, cellular component: nucleus. Gene Ontology annotation, molecular function: damaged DNA binding; DNA-directed DNA polymerase activity. Gene Ontology annotation, biological process: error-prone translesion synthesis. Bases 2098 to 4704 code for a protein of 868 amino acids. The record is from RefSeq and is a predicted model, not a curated record.